UUGACAGAAAGUCGUUGGAGGUGUUUUGGACUGGCAUAUGAAAACGUUAUUGUUUAUUACUUUUCUAUCAGGUUUUGUUGAUAUUUUUAUUAAUACAUUGACCUGGUUAGUAGUUGAUUAAGAAUUUAUUGAAAAUCUGUAAAGUUAAAAAGUACAACAAUGAAUGAACCGAGCGAGGCAAUGGAAAUCGAAGGGACAGAUGGAAAUACCAAUAGCAAACAGUCCAUGGACACGUCCGAAAUUAAUAAAAAUGUUAUGGCAGCUGGUGCCACUGGAUCUGUUAUGUGUUCUUUGCAUCCUUUAGUUAUAAUGAAUGUCUCAGAACACUGGACGAGAACACGAGCCCAAGAAGGUUUAGUUCAACAAGUGGUUGGAGCAUUAAUUGGGAAACAGAAAGGAAGAAACAUAGAAAUUAUGAAUUCAUUUGAAUUAGUCUUUGGUUAUAUAGGUGAAGACAUUGUUGUGGAUAGAGAUUAUUAUAACAUGAAGGAAGAGCAAUUCAAGCAAGUAUUCAGUGAUAUGGAUUUUAUUGGAUGGUAUACAACAGGUGAUGUCCCAAAUAGUUCAGACAUAAAAGUGCACAAGCAAAUAUGUGAAAUUAAUGAUUCCCCAAUUCUUUUGAAACUAAACCCAUAUGACAAGAAUAUAGAUCAUCUCCCAGUUUCCUUAUAUGAAUCAGUCAUAGACUUAAUCAGUGGGGAAGCUACUAUGCUUUUUGUACCUCUAACAUACACUUUAGCAACUGAAGAAGCAGAACGAAUUGGAGUUGACCAUGUUGCUAGGAUGUCAUCUAAUGAUUCUGGUGAAAGUUCAUUGGUUGCUGAACACCUUACCGCCCAACAUAGUGCAAUAAAAAUGUUACACUCAAGAGUUAAAUUAGUAUUAGAAUACAUGAAGGCAGUUCAAAGUGGUCAACUGCCUCGUAACCAUGAAAUAUUAAGAGAAGCAUAUUCCCUAUGCCAUAGAUUGCCUGUGGUACAAAGCAAUAGAUUCAGACAAGACUUUUAUAAUCAAUGUAACGAUGUAGGACUUAUGACCUAUCUUGGAGCUCUGACAAAAGGAUGUAAUGAUCUUAAUCAGUUUGUUAAUAAAUUCAAUAUCCUUUAUGACAGGCAAGGAUUGGGAAGGCGAAUGCGAGGUAUAUUCUUUUAAAAAGUUGGGUUAAAU
Molecule: messenger RNA, 1167 nt
Organism: Cylas formicarius (sweet potato weevil)
Lineage: Eukaryota; Metazoa; Arthropoda; Insecta; Coleoptera; Brentidae
Gene: CSN6
Product: COP9 signalosome complex subunit 6
Exons: 5
Coding region: 160-1152 (330 amino acids)
Biological process (GO): protein deneddylation
Cellular component (GO): COP9 signalosome
Molecular function (GO): metallopeptidase activity; protein binding
Source: RefSeq, a predicted model, not a curated record